UUAGUUUGCUUAGCCCUGGCCAGCAUCUUUGAGUAUGAGGCUGAAAGCCAGCCUCUUCGUCCAUGUGAACUUCAGAGAGAGAAGGCCUUUCAUGAUGGAGAAGACUACAUCCCUCAGUGCUCAGAAGAUGGACAGUUUAGGAAAAAACAGUGCGAUAGAAAGGGUCUUUCCUGCUGGUGUGUAGAUGAAAAGGGCAUUGAAGUCACAGGCACUAAGCGGUCUGGAUCAUCUCUGACUUGUUUGUCCUUCUGCCAGCUUCAAAAGCAGCAAAUUCUGGUCAGCCGCUACAUCAAUAGCAGUGAAACUGCCUACAUCCCACGGUGUCUGGAUUCAGGUGACUUUGACCCGGUGCAGUGUGACUUAGCUCUGGUACAAUGCUGGUGUGUCGACGGUGAAGGGAUGGAGAUUUAUGGGACCAGGCAGAAAGGAAAACCAAGGCAAUGUCCUGGCCGGUGUGAGAUUCGAGACCGUCGCAUUCUGCAUGGCGUUGGGGAAAAAAGCCCUCCACAGUGCUCAACUGAUGGAGAAUUCCUGCCUGUCCAAUGCAAGUUUGUCAACACAACCGAUAGGAUGGUCUUUGAUCUUAUCCAUCAUUUUAACAGGUUUCCCAAAGCAUUCUUAAUGUUUAGUUCCUUCAGAAGUUUAUUUCCUGAAAUCAACGGAUACUGUUACUGUGCAGACAGUCUUGGGAGAGAACUAGAAGAUACAGGUCUGGAAAUGUUGCUUGAAAAUGUGUAUGACACCGUUUUUGCAUCGCUGGAACCGGUUCCCACCUUUGCUGAAAGUAGCAUGUAUAGGAUCCUACAGAGACGUUUCCUGGGGGUACAACUAGCAACUACUGGCAGAUUCAGAUGCCCCUCUAAGUGUGAAAUAGAAUAUUUCACUGCCACUCGUUUUGAGGAGGAUUAUAAACCAUUGUGUGAAGAGAUUGGUGCCUACAAGCCAACACAAUGUCAACUGAAUGGAGAAUGUUGGUGUGUCGACAGCAGAGGACAGGAAAUCCCUGGAACAAGAAGGAGAGGACAGCAACCGAUCUGUGGCAAGGAGCCCAACUGUGUCUCUGAGAGACUAGUAUCUCUAUCCAGGCUUUUCUACGGCCCCGUUGGUCAUUUCAGCCAUAACAAUUUGUUUUCUGCUACUCCAGAGCCACAGAAAUUAGUUGGCUCCUUGAGAUUUUGUCCUUUUUCAUUCAGAGACUUUUUUGUGGGUUCCACAGUGCUGUCUUCCACCUCAGGAAAAACCAGCGCUGUUCAGCUCCUCACAUUUGAAACCCUCCUUGGUGAAGCCGUUGGUGGGAUGUUUCCUUCACGAGAACUUGCUCAGAUUGCCCUGCGGUUCACCAGCAAUCCCAAGCGAUUCCAAGAAAACCUUUUUGGUGGAAUGUUCUUGAAGAAUCUGGUCCAGUUUAACUUUACAGGAGCUCUUGGUCCAAACAGCAAAUUUAAUCUGGACAAAUAUUUCCAGCAGGUUGGGAUGAGAAGCGGAUUCGGUGAACUGGCUGGUCAACUUUUGCAGGGAAGCUCCCAGGAGAAGUUUAAUCUGAGCCAAUCUCUUGUUGACAGCUUUGGCCGUAAGGUCAGUUUAGAGGACAAUCAGAAUGCCAUCCAAUUCCUUGCUUCUCUUCUUGAAGCCCCGGAGUUUUUCAGCUUUCUGAAGCAUGUGAUUUCUGUCCCAGAAAGUGUCACCAGAGAUUUAGGCAAUGUGGUAAGGAUUUUGUUGAAAGCAAGAGACUGCACAGAAGAGGACAAGGAUGCCCUCGUCCCUGACUGUACUGCAGAUGGGAACUACAAGGAGAUCCAGUGUAAUAGAGGGGAGUGUUGGUGUGUAGAUUUAAGGGGGAAAGAAAUCCCCGGAUCCAGAGUGCGAGGGACAAACCCACGGUGUCCUACAGUGUGUGAAAAGCAAAGGGCCAGUUUGCAACUCUUAAUAAGAGACCAGCCUGCAGGAUCUGAGAUGUUUGUUCCUUCAUGCACCAAAGAAGGAAAAUUCCUGCCAGUCCAGUGUCAUGGAAAAAACUGCUUCUGUGUCAAUUCAGACGGCAUACCUGUUCCAGCAAUAAGUACCAAUUCUGGAGACCCCAUACAAUGUCCAAGUGACUGUCAUCUUGCAGCUGGUCAAGCUUUUCUGAGAUCUGCUCAGCAGUUUCUAUUGAAUCCCACUGCUCUGACUCAACUGUCCAACGUUUACGUGCCUCAGUGCAGUCUUGAUGGACAGUGGAGGCCAAUCCAGUGCAAUGGUCCACCUGAACAAGCUUUUGAGUGGUAUCAAAGGUGGAAUACCCAGAACAACAAUAACAAUGUGCUCGCUAUCCCUGACUUGGCAAACAUACUCCUCGACUACAAGGCAAGAUCCCAGCAAAGCUUUGAAGAUUUUAUCAAAAUUCUCUACACAGCUGGCCACCAGAAUGUUUUCCCAGAAUUCUUCAGAUACUCAUCUUUCGAAGCUGUUCCUCAAGAUCUGCUGAAGGGCAAUACAUUACAGAUAUCUGAGAACGCUUUACUGGACCCGUUCACUUUUUGGCAGCUUCUUCAAGGUCGCCUUAACCAUUAUCCAGGGUCUUACAGUGAUUCUAGUAUCCCCUUGGGCCAUUUUGAUCUUCGCAACUGUUGGUGUGUGGAUGACAAGGGACGCUUGCAAGGAAGGCAAGCCAGUGUAAACCAAGUUCCAACUUGUCUUGGAACAUGUGAAGCUGCAAAGCGAGAAGCUGUGGGAUUUGUUAACAAGGUGGAACAACUUAUUCAGGAAUCAAACAGCUCUCAUUUUCCUUUCGGACAAAGCUUUUUAAUGAGCCAAGGGUCCAUGUUAAGAGGCAGAGAGCUUUGGAGUAAUUUUUCUCAGCUGGAAAGCACUUUUGCAGAAAUACUGUUGGCAGGGAGCGAUUAUGCCAUCCAGUUGGCUGCACAAUCAACUUUGCAAUUUUAUCGGAAGAGUCUGUUUGCAUCCCUGGACUCUGCGGGGGAGGCUCUGCGCUUGGCCUUUCUGCCUUAUAUUCCCCAGUGUGAUGGACAAGGGAACUGGGAGCCCAUCCAGUGCUAUGAGAGCACAGGUCACUGCUGGUGUGUAGAUGAGACGGGACGUUAUGUUUCAGAUUCUUUGAUGACACGUUCAACACAACUGCCCCAGUGCCCCAGCUACUGCAAUCUGUUGAAGUCGAAAGCUCUGGUGCGGGAAAUUGGUAGAGGCUACAUCCCUGAGUGUGAAAGUGACCCUCAGGGUUUCUCUCCAGUGCAAUGCAGUGAAGAUCAAGCAAGCUGUUGGUGUGUCUUUGACAAUGGUCAGGAGGCACCAGGGACAAGAGUUAAUGGCCAGAAAUCUGCUUGUGAACGUCCACGGUGUCCUCUACCUUAUAACGCUUCUAGCCCGACCAACGGUGGGGUUUUUUGCAACAUCAACACUGCAAACACAAAAACUCAACAAUGUCAAGUGAUUUGCUCUCCGGGCUAUCAAGACGUCUUUUCCCAAGGAGAUUCUCUUCUGUGUGAUACUGAGAAUCUUCUCUGGCUUACAAGCCCGCCUCAUUCUCAUGCCUGCCAAAGACUGCAGCCAUUCCAGAGUGUCCAGAUUCAAACCCAGUUUCAGCUCAUCUUGCCUCCCGAGAAGACCUGCAGCCCUGACUAUUCUGGGUUGCUGGAGACAUUCCAGAUCUUCAUUCUGGACGAGCUGAAGUCUCGUGGCUUUUGCCAUAUUCAGGUCAAUACUUUGGGGAACUUGGUGUCUGUUCCAGUCUGUGGAGAUUCUGCUGUCCUGGUUCAAUGUGCAGCUGCUGACCGUCUGGGAGCGAACAUCACGUGGCAAGCUAUGCUCAAAAAUGUGCCAGCUACUGCACUUCCUGAUUUAUAUGACAUUGCUCUCUGUCCUCCAGGUUCUUCCUUUCAGAAUGAGAAGUGCAUUCCAUGUCCUUCUGGUUUCUAUCAAGACCAAGCAGGAAGUAACUUCUGUGUGAAGUGUCCUCUUGGGAAAUUUACCAUCUCCACUGGAGCUUUCAGAGAAGAUCACUGUAUUACUGAUUGCCAGAGGAACGAACAAGCGGAACGGUGUGAUAACAAUGGCCAGUAUAGACCUUCUUACCAAGAUCCUUCCACCCAAAAGUCAUUUUGUGUUGACAACAAUGGAAAGAGAUUAGACUGGACAGAGACAGGGGGUCCUUUGACAGAUUCCCAAUGUUCGGUCCUCAGGCGUUUUGAGAAGGUCCCUGCUUCCAAUCUUAUCUUCACCACCGAGGAAUCAGAAACAAUUGGAACUAAAACACUCCAAGGAACGCCUAUGAACACCCUUCAGCAAUGCGUUGCAGAAUGCGAGGAGGAUGAGUCCUGUGGAUUUCUCACCCUGUCAGCCAUGGGCUCAGAAACAUUGUGUGAGCUGUACAGUGCUCGGGAGAGCAAUUAUAACUGCUCUACUUCUGGACUGGUUCACGGUGCUUGGGAUAAUUCUCUCGCCACCAGCAUUGCCAGUCUCAGAUGCCUAAUUAAAGUGAGAAGCCCAGAUAAGAAAGAUUCGUUGAAUGUAUACCUGAAAAAAGGACAAGAAUUUACUACAGCGGGAGUCAAGAGAUUCGAAAAGACUGAUUUCCAGGAUGUUGUUUCUGGCGUUUACAGCAUUUCGGUUGUAUCAGCAUCUGGUACAUCUUUAACAGAUGUUCAUCUCUUCUGCCGCCAAGCCUGCCACCAAGAUGCUUGCUGUGAUGGCUUUAUCUUAAGCCAGCUCAUACUAGAUGGAGGCAGUAUUGCUUGUAGUCUGCUGAGUUCCCCAAGCGCGUUGAUUUGCAACCUUAAUGACUGGGAUGGAAGCUCAACCCGUCGACAAGGUGACAUAUGUCAACGCGCAAAGUACAACGAAGGAAAGAGCCAAUACACAGUCAGAAUUGGAGACCAAGUGCUUGCUGGAG
Molecule: messenger RNA, 4885 nt
Organism: Protobothrops mucrosquamatus (brown spotted pit viper)
Lineage: Eukaryota; Metazoa; Chordata; Lepidosauria; Squamata; Viperidae
Product: thyroglobulin-like
Exons: 25
Biological process (GO): thyroid hormone generation
Source: RefSeq, a predicted model, not a curated record